Molecule: messenger RNA, 6060 nt
Organism: Cucumis melo (muskmelon)
Lineage: Eukaryota; Viridiplantae; Streptophyta; Magnoliopsida; Cucurbitales; Cucurbitaceae
Product: TMV resistance protein N
Exons: 9
Coding region: 936-5840 (1634 amino acids)
Biological process (GO): signal transduction; defense response
Molecular function (GO): ADP binding; protein binding
Source: RefSeq, a predicted model, not a curated record
UUCUCUUUUCACAAAUCUAGACGCCUUACGUAUCUUUCAUUCCUCAAUUUAUUAUUUUGAGAAAGUCAACAUUACAGGACAUUGACUUCGACUUUAAAGUGUAAAUACAGCUUCCUAGUAAUCACAAGUCUAAGAAAUAGUGAAAAUUUAUCAUUCAUUUUAAUUGGACCAGGUCGGAGAAUUUCCAACUACCUAUUAAUUACAGAGCACCCCACCAUGUUCUUGAGGGAUGGAAAAGUCUAUAGGUUAUUUGUUGUUUAGUGAUUGGGGAGAUAAGGUAGUACUUGACUUGGUCUCUCCUUAUUGUCUUUGUGAAUGAUUGAAGGAAGGCAUUCAUAUUCUUUAAUUAUUUUUCAUUUCCUUCUCAUGUUGUUCUAUCUGCCAUUAUUGAAAACCUUCAUCAUAAAAAACAUUGAUUGGAAGAUGAGUUUUGAUAAUUUCACAAGCUUUAUAGGCGAAAAUACUCGUAAUACGUUUAUGGGGCAUUUGUACAAGGAAUUCUGAAAAUAGUGUUUAGUUUUUAUAAGUUCUCUCUAUUGUUUUUAAGUUUUUGGUGGUGUAGUAUGAGACAAGGUGUGUUGAUAUAUAUAUAACCAAAUAUACCUAUAAGUUUAUUAUUUUCCCUCUGAGUACUUAUCAUUUCUUUUCAAUGGAAAGUGAUGAGGGCACUGAGGGCGCAUCAACCUAAUUGAGAUGUCUAGGUGCGCCUCUUGAUCCUAAAUUUCUUUAUUUUCUAUUCGUUGUAUACCCCUCCCCAUGCUUUGAGCAGCAGUCUCGUUAUUAUUAAUAAAGAGGACUGCGACAAUAAACACUCGAGAAAGAGCCAAGGAAGAGAGGAAGAGAAGUGGUUAUCGUCACUGCCAUCUUUAGAGCAAGCCACCGUGGGAGUGUUGCUGUUGCUGUAAUUGUGCCAUCUCUGCUGUGGACCUUACAAAAUGCAGAGUUCAUCAUCGUCUUCUUUGGAUCGUCCUAAGAUGAACUACGACGUGUUCAUAAGCUUUAGAGGUAGAGAUGUUCGUCACACUUUUGCAGGAUAUUUGUAUGAUGCUUUGAAUCGUUUGGGGAUAAAAGCUUUCCUGGACAACAAGAGGUUUUUAAUUGGAGAUGAUCUUCAUGACUUAUUCAAAAUAAUCGAUGAAUCAAGGUCAGCAAUUGUUGUUCUUUCAGAAGACUAUGCUUCUGCUAAAUGGUGUUUGAGAGAGUUGACUAAGAUAAUGGAUUCCAUGGGAACCUCGAUGGAGCGUGUUCUUCCUGUAUUUUAUCAUAUUGAUCCAUCAAUUGUUAAAGAUCAAUCUGGAACUUUUAAGACAAGUUUUGAUGAACAUGAAGCCAAUGCUUUAAAGGAAAUUGAUAAUCAAGAGAAGGAAAAGCGCUUGAAGGAACUCCAGAAUUGGAAAAAUGCACUGAAGAAAAUUGGCAAUCACACUGGAGUUGUCAUCACUAAGAACAGUUCUGAGGUAGAUAUAGUAAAUAAAAUUGCAAGUCAAAUAUUCGAUGCAUGGCGUUCUAAGUUGGAAGCAUUGAAUAAGAAUUUAGUUGGAAUGACAUCCCGAUUGCUCCAUAUGAAUAUGCAUCUUGGUUUAGGAUUAGACGAUGUACGCUUUGUUGCGAUAGUAGGAAUGGGUGGUAUUGGUAAAACAACUAUUGCUCAAGUUGUUUUUGAUUGCAUUCUUUCAAAGUUUGACGAUUGCUGCUUUCUAACGUUACCUGGAGGUGAUUCAAAGCAAAGUUUAGUGUCAUUACAACGGGAAAUGCUUUCUCAAAUUUUUCAUAAAGAAGAUUUUAGAAUAUGGCAUGAGAAUCAUGGAGUAGAGAUGAUUAAAAAUCGACUGAGUGGUAGAAAGGUUCUUAUUGUUCUUGAUGGUGUCGAAGAGAGAAGGCAGUUAGAAAUGUUGGCUGGAAGCACUGAGUGGUUUGGUCCUGGAAGCAGAAUCAUCAUUACAACUAGAAAUAAAGGAUUAUUGUGCCAUCCUAAUUAUGAUGAAAUGAAAGAAUACAAUGUUGAGGAACUAGAUCAUGAUAGUGCCCUUCAACUCUUUUUGAAGCAUGCAUUUGGUAGUAAUCAUCAAAACAAGGACAGUUUCAUGGAUCUUAGUAACGAGAUAGUUGAGAAAGCUAAAAGACUUCCAUUAGCUUUAAGAGUGAUUGGAUCUUCUUUGUAUGGUAAAGAGAUUACAAUAUGGAGAGAAACGUUGAAAAGGCUGAUCAAAGUGGAUGAAAGAAAUUUUUUUGAUAUAUUGAAAAUAAGUUAUGAUGGAUUGGGAGUAGAAAGCCAACAAGUUUUUCUUGACAUUACAUGUUUCUUCAAUGGAAAAAAUGAAGAUAGAGUAAAUGAAAUAUUGGAGAGUUUUGGUUAUAGUCCUAAUAGUGAACUACAGUUAUUGAUGCAAAGAUGUUUAAUUGAAGUUUCACACAAGAAAAUAUUGGUGCAUGAUUUAAUUCUUGAAAUGGGUCGAGAAAUUGUGCGUAAGGAGUCCCUCACUCAACCAGAAAAACAGAGUAGGAUUUGGCUUCAUGAAGAUCUUUACUGCAGGUUUGCUGAAAAACAUGACUUAAUGCAUAUUCAAGGGAUAGUUUUAAGUUUGGAAAAAGAAAUGGAAGAAUCAAUAGAAUUGGAUGCCGAAUCCUUUUCAGAGAUGACCAAACUAAGAAUACUGGAAAUAAAUAAUGUGGAGCUCGAUGAAGACAUUGAAUAUCUCUCUCCACUUUUGCGGAUAAUUAAUUGGCUUGGCUAUCCUUCGAAGAGUUUGCCCCCAACGUUUCAAUCGCGGUAUUUGUUUGAACUACUCUUGCCUCAUAGUCACCUUUUACGAGUUUGGGAUGGAAAAAAGAGAUUUCCGAAGCUGAAAUUAAUUGAUGUUAGUAACUCAGAACACUUGAGGGUGACACCUGAUUUUUCUGGGGUUCCAAAUCUUGAGAGGUUGGUUCUAUGUAACUGUGUUAGAUUGUGUGAGAUUCAUCCCUCCAUCAAUUCCCUCAACAAACUCAUUUUACUGGAUUUAGAGGGUUGUGGUGAUCUUAAACAUUUUCCAGCAAAUAUAAGAUGUAAAAAUCUCCAAACACUCAAACUUUCUGGUACAGGUCUUGAAAUUUUUCCAGAGAUAGGACAUAUGGAACAUUUGACUCAUCUUCAUCUUGAUGGAUCCAAGAUAACCCAUCUUCAUCCUUCAAUUGGGUAUCUAACUGGCUUAGUUUUCUUGGACCUAUCCACCUGUUUAGGCCUUUCUAGUCUUCCUUUUGAAAUUGGUAACUUGAAGUCUUUGAAAACCCUCCUUUUGAAAUAUUGUAAAAGACUUGAUAAAAUCCCUCCAAGCUUAGUAAAUGCUGAAUCCUUGGAGACUCUUUCUAUUAGUGAAACCUCAAUAACCCAUGUUCCAUCAAGCAUUAUUCAUUGUUUAAAGAACCUAGAAACGUUAGAUUGUGAAGGACUAUCACGUGGAAUUUGGAAGUCAUUGCUCCCCCAAUUGAACAUUAAUCAAACAAUAACUACUGGUUUGGGUUGUCUUAAAGCUCUAAAUUUAAUGGGUUGUAAACUUAUGGAUGAGGACAUUCCUGAAGAUCUCCAUUGCUUUUCCUCAUUAGAAGCACUAGAUCUCAGCUAUAAUAACUUCACAACACUCCCUGAUAGUCUUAGCCACCUCAAGAAGUUAAAGACAUUGAACCUGAAUUAUUGCACUGAGCUCAAAGACUUACCAAAGCUUCCAGAAAGUUUGCAAUAUGUAGGAGGAGUAGACUGCAGAUCAAUGUCAGAACAAUAUUAUAACAAAAUUUUGCUUAUCCCUUCUAGUUCUGGACACCAACUUAACCUUACUUUUAUCAUUCCUUCCAAGGAUGCGGAUGUAGAAUGUGCCAUGAAUGAGUUCCAACAUUCGAUAUUUACUCGAAGAUCGUUUGAGCAAAGUAUUAUAGAAGAGCAACCAUCCACUAUCGUCCAUGACACUGUUGACAUGUUCCAGUGGUUUGGCCAGAUAAAUGAAGGGAAUUGGACAAACAUUCAGUAUGAGCAAGAAUUCUCAAUCAGUAAACCACUCAAUAUUAUGUAUGAAGAUGUUGAUCUAAGCAAUGUUUGUGGAGUUUUCCUUUCAACAAACAUUGAAUUUCCACAAAAUUUAAAUCAUCUUGCAAUUGGAAGAUUCUUAGUUAGCUUUGGAAUUGAUGGGAAAUGUUCUGGUGGAACAAUGAAUUAUGAGAUGUCCCAAUUUAAAGCUGCAAGAUUCUUUUGGGUAGCAUACAUACCAAUUUGGAUGAUUAAAGAUCAUAGUUUGAUGGUUCAAAGAUGUUGCUCUGUGAAGGUUACAAUUAGUUAUUGUUGUGAUCAUAUAGAUGCAAGCAAGGUCAAAAUUAAAGCAUGUGGUGUUUCUUCUAUGCUCUCCUGGCCAAAUGUAGCAGAGUAUUUGGCGAAAUUGUUCACUGAGCGUUUUUGCUCUAAACGCAAUUUCUACACCAUGAUUCGACAACAUAAUGAUCAUCAGACUGAAUGCAGGUGUGAUGAAUUUGAAGUUGGAAAGGAUGACUUUUCAUCCUCAACAUUUGAAUCUAACGAUUCAACAUUUUUGCUAAGGAAGAACCUCAGAGCAAUACUUGGGGUAAUGUUCGAGGAAAAAAAGCGUUACUACAUGAAAUACUUCUUCCCACAUACAAAAAUUUUUGGAUGGUUCAAAAAUCAGAACAAGAAGGACAAAGUAGCAGUGAAGAUUCCCGUAAAUAUAGAAAAAGACAGGAAGUGGAUGGGGUUGGCAAUGUUUGUUGUCUUCUCGAUUUCUGAGAAAGCUUCUUGUUAUUGCUUUGAGUAUGAAAUACAAACAAAGGAGAACAUUAUAUCCACCCAAAGGCACUCUAUCUCUACAGAUCAGGUUUUAGAGCAUUCAAAUCAAAUACUGUUUGUGGCGUUUGAACCGCGGUAUAAUUGGUAUCCUUAUGAUGAACUGAAGUCUUCUUCAUCCAACCAUGUUUACAUUAAUUUCAAUACUAACGGUGCAAGAAUGCGAGUCGAGUUUUGUGGAGCUCGUUUAGUUUACCAGCAAAAUGUUGAGGGACUUAUUCACACAAUUCUGAAUUGCAUAGCGGAGAGUGGAGAUGAGCUUUAUGAACAUUACAACCAAUACAUUGUGGAAUCUCAUUUAACAUUUAUUAAUACACAUUGGUAUACUCUCUCAUUCCGUCGAAAUAACUCUGUGAAGAAUCAACCAUCAACUGCUGCUUCAACUUGUACUGCUUCAAGCCUUUCAGUUGAGCACCUUUUAUAUGGAAGUUUCCCACACCCAUUCUUCCACAAGUCCUUACAGGAACGAUUUAGAAGUAAGUUUGAUCUGCUUCUACAUGGAGAUAAGAUCCCCAAAUUUUUCAGCAAUCAAAGCGGAGGAAACAUGACAGAAAUAAAGUUACCACAAUAUUUGGAAAAAUUUCGAGAGAGUGUAGGUCUUGCUGUGUGUGCUCUUGUGGUUGUGGACAAGAAAAGAAGAAAACUAAAUGAGAUUAUGCCAGAACGAGAGAGGUAUACAAAAGUUGUGGAUCUUAUAUGCAAAUUCAAAGUUGACUCGUAUCAAAUUAUGCCAGAGCACUGUCACUUCACAUCUCAACAAAAGCUCUUGAGUGAAUAUGCUUCACAAUUCCUUUGGCUCUCUUACAUUCCCCUUCAUGGAUUUAAUAUCAAUUGGCAUUAUUGCACCCAGUUUGAAGUUGCACUUGAAACUAGCUGUGAUGAGCUAUUUGGAGUGAAAAAUUGUGGUCUUCAUCUCAUACAUAAACAUGAAAGGAUGAUGAUUGAUAGGAUGAUAAUGGAGUCGACUGUUCCAUCAUCCACUAGCCACAAAGGAAAGGAGCCUCAAAUUCAAUGUUGACAUUGAACAAAAGAUGAACUGUAUGUACUUCAUCUUUCUAAAUGUGGUUUUGUGAGAUGCUAUUAUUUUUGAAAAAAUGUAAUACUUUUAAAUGUAUUUAUGUUUGAUAUUAUAUCAAAAUUUUCUUCUAUCUAUCAGCUUAAGCUUUUGGGUUGUAGCAGUGAUUUGAGAAUUCAGUAUAUAUAAUUUUCUUUUAAUAUAUAAAUUUUCCUUCAUUUUA